Molecule: messenger RNA, 456 nt
Organism: Naumovozyma castellii
Lineage: Eukaryota; Fungi; Ascomycota; Saccharomycetes; Saccharomycetales; Saccharomycetaceae
Exons: 1
Coding region: 1-456 (151 amino acids)
Source: RefSeq, a predicted model, not a curated record
AUGACACUGCCCAUCUCCCUAAAUGUGAUGGUUAUUCUUGGUUGCUGCUACUUCACUAGCUGGAUGGAAGCCCUCCCACCUAUCAAACUAACCGCUUCUUCUGUUGAUCAAUUUCUCUAUGACAACUUCAUCUGCCGCUAUGGUCCUUUCCAAAACACCUCCGACGGUGAUUCUGAAUUUACCGCUGGUAUCAUUGAAGCCUUACUCACCUGCUUCCAUAUCAUUCAUCGAAUCACACUAUCAUACCAUCCUCAAUCGCAUGGUUUCAUCGAAACACAACACAAAAGUCUUAUCAAUGCUUUACUUCGUCUCAACGAACCUUGGAUUUCCAACCUUUCUGCUGCUGCACUUGCUGAACUGUCGAGCGUAUUAGUGGUUAUUCACCAGGUUACCUUAUCUUUGGCUACUCUUCCUUUUCUCCGCUUGAUGAUGACAUAUUCUUCCCUAAUGUAUUGA